AUGGUUGGUCGGGCCUUGGACCUUGUCUUGCGUAGAUGGGGUCAUGGGUUCGAAGUCGCCAGCCUCAAGAAGGCCGCACACGGCUUGCUUGCUUCGUGCGAUAAGCUUGCUGUUGUUAAUGAGGGGGUGACAUGUUGUUAUUGUGGACACGCAAAACCGGUCAUGAAUGGGCUUGUUGCUGAUGCUGGUCAGUUCUUCGAAGUUGUCCAACCAGCUGUUGCUAUUCAGUCGGUCGUUGACGUGAUGCGGGCCGUGCAGACCCUACAUGGAUGUUGUACGGUGACUGUUGUGCGGGACAAACGCGUGCGUGGUUUCCUUGGAGGCUCUCCCCAGGCCAACUGUCGCAUGACCAGGUCCAAGUCUUUCUACUUCGUUGACCUGGCUCUCUGUUUCGCUGCUUGCAUGCUUGUUGAUUUAUGCAAGCUGGGGUCCGUUGUGAUUCGUAUUUCCGGGUUGCCUAUUGGAGGGCUGUUGAGUCGCAUCGCUGCAAGUUACGUGCUUGCAUGGCAAGAAUACCUGUGGACCCGGAAUUGGCCUGACUCUACUUUUGGUGCCCAGGCUCGCGUGGCAUGGGCACAGGCUGUCGUUGCCAGAAGGUAUAUUGACGAUGUCAUGUUCAUUUCAAAGCUCUUCUGCUUUGAUUGCCUCUCGGCCAUGGUCGCUGCGAUGUACUCUGUCGACUUUGAAGUGACUGCCAAUUCACGGCAGCUGCGCUGGCUUGACAUUGUUUUUGAUCUGGACAGCCGAUGUAUUGGCAUCAAACGUAGCUCCUUUAUGUUCCCUCCGGACUGGGAUACUGGGCAGAGUGACCUCAAGGCCUUCCUUCUGGGAAGGCUAGCCCGUUACAGGCAGCUGGCCCUCUCACGGAAGGUGUGGGAGCAAGAUCUUGGUUGCUUGCUCAUGUCACUGUCCAAGCAGCAAUUCUCUAGGCGCCGGUUGCGGAAUCUUGUGUUCUGCAUGUGGAAAGAUCAGUUUCAUGAUGAAAUUUUCUUUUUGCGGGACUUUGUUUGGUUUAGGAUGGUGUCGAUGCCGGGCUACGCUGCUUUCCAGCUUGUGGCCAUUCUGGUGACAUGUUUCCUGUGCCCAACCAGCGCCAUGGGCUGGCCCAACAGUAAAGGAAGGUCAUGGGGCUGGCAGUCGCAUCAGUCGCAUCAGCAACAGCAGUGGCGGCAGCCCUAUGGUGGCACGCAAGUGUUACGCAUCGAGGUUGACCGGAAAGACGAGCGAGACCAACAUCAUCGCAGAAGCAAAGGUCACAGAUCCCAUGAUUCACAUUCCUCGAGAAAGCGAGAGAAAAGCAAGAAGCAGAAUCGCAAGUCUAGCAGGGAGACUAGACUUGAGCAAGAGCUUGAAACAUUGCGGGCAGAAAAGACUGCUCGAGAGGCCGCUCUACAGAAAGAGAAGUUCCAGAAAGACAUGGAAACACAAGUGCAGGCUAUCCGGGCUGAUUUGCAGGAACAGCUGGACGCCAAGCUCGAUGGUCUCAAAUGCAAGCCUGCAGCAUCCACCAAGUUUACUGCUCCGGGCAAAGGCAACUCCGCGGAGGGAGAGGCUGUUGAGGAUGCGCAUGUGCUCUCUGCAUCUGAAAAGAUGGCAGUAUUUCAUGCUCUCGGGGGCUACGAACCCGUGAAAGCUUGCAAGGGCUGGGGUGACCUAGGAAAGCACUUGCAGGGAGAGGAUGGCGACAGGCUGCGCUCACUAGUGAGGCUAGUGCAGAAGAAAGGGGGCCUUCCACGUACACCAGAGGCCAUGGCCUCCAAGAUUCUAUCUGUACUCAAAGCUUCGCUGGCAGAGUUCUCGGCGUGA
Messenger RNA from Symbiodinium necroappetens, 1806 nucleotides. NCBI's taxonomy places the organism in Eukaryota, Dinophyceae, Suessiales, Symbiodiniaceae. The record is from the annotation of a GenBank genome assembly.